GGUAGAAAAAGGAGUCUUCUCAGCCGCACUUUCUGACCUAACUUCCCGGGAGUCGCUCAAAAGUAGGGCCCCAGGGCUCGGAGCAGCUGGGUAUGGGUACCGAGAAUGAAAGCCCAGAACCGGACUGCCAGAAACAGUUCCAGGCGGCAGUCAGCGUCAUUCAGAACCUGCCUAAGAAUGGCUCUUACCGCCCCUCCUACGAAGAGAUGCUACGAUUCUACAGCUACUACAAGCAGGCUACCAUGGGGCCCUGCCUGGUCCCCCGGCCUGGGUUCUGGGACCCCAUUGGACGAUAUAAGUGGGACGCCUGGAACAGCCUGGGCAAGAUGAGCAGGGAGGAGGCCAUGUCCGCCUACAUCACUGAGAUGAAGCUGGUGGCACAGAAGGUGAUCGACACAGUGCCCCUGGGCGAGGUGGCAGAGGACAUGUUUGGUUACUUCAAGCCCCUGUACCAGGUGAUCCCUGACAUGCCGAGGCCCCCGGAAACCUUCCUGAGAAAGGUCACAGGUUGUAAAGAGCAGGUACUGAAUGGAGAUGCUGGGGCUGCCCCAGAGCCUUCCUGCCUCCCCGAGGAACCAGCACCCCCAAACCCAGAGUCCCAGCCACCCAGGGACCUGGACUCUGAGUUUUUCUCUGAUUCUCUGGAGCAGCUGGAGCCUGAGCUGCAGGUUUGGGCAGAGCAGAGGGGUGCCCUUGGAGGGGAGCCUGACUCCAGAAACAGCCCUGUGCCCCCCCGAGAGAAAGAGGGAUUGGAGGGCAGCCUGCUGGGGCCCCAGGAAUUGGAUACGUGGCUGAUGGGGACAGUUCGGGCACUGCAGGAGAGCAUGCAGGAAGUCCAGGGGAGACUGCAGAGCCUGGAGAGCAUGCCCAGCCCCCCCAAGCAGCAGAGGCCCUCGCCCAGUGCCCGGCCUUGGCCCCUCAGGCUCUCGGGUCCCAUGCUGCUCUUCUUCCUCCUGUGGCCCUUCAUUGUCCAGUGGCUCUUCCGACAGUUUCGGACCCAGAAGAGGUGACUCAAUGGAGGAGUCUCUGCAGCCAGUUGAGGAGGCUGUGAGCCCCCUGUCCUGCUGUGCCCUGAGCCUUCCUAGGGUUUAGGAGAACAGCAUUAACUCCCGUCCUCUCCACCAAUGUGUUUGCCUUGGCACCCCUCCCCUAAUGGGGGGCCGGAUAAGACACCACCCUUCCCUGCAGCUUCACUUGGACGCUUCCUCCCUUCCCCCCAAGCGCCCCAGGCUCCCCUGGGAGGCUGCAGUGGCGGUGCACAGCCCCGGUUCUGGGUUGGCUGGGGACUCUAGGGCGGGGCUGCUGGGUCUCAGCCUCUGCCCGCCCCUCCCCGGGUCACCUGACUUUUUCCCCCUAGCUUCUCCCGAUGGAGGCUCAGCUCUUGGGCAAGUUGGGACUUGGGCCGGGGCCUGGAAGAAUGAUUGCCUGGGAGGCGGCGGGAGGGAGGCCAGGAGGCCCGGCCGAGUUGGGGGAAGGCGGAGAGAGCAGGCCCCAGGGGAGGAGAGUGAGCUCCGUUUUGCUGGCCUCCCUCCCCAGCCGCUCUCCCCCACACACACUCAGGACGUCUUCACCGAAGAUUCCCUUACAAAUGAAUGUUUCACUAAAUAAAAUAAAACCUCAAUCUUCUGCC
Molecule: messenger RNA, 1630 nt
Organism: Ceratotherium simum simum (southern white rhinoceros)
Lineage: Eukaryota; Metazoa; Chordata; Mammalia; Perissodactyla; Rhinocerotidae
Gene: ACBD4
Product: acyl-CoA binding domain containing 4
Biological process (GO): fatty acid metabolic process
Cellular component (GO): cytoplasm
Molecular function (GO): fatty-acyl-CoA binding
Source: RefSeq, a predicted model, not a curated record